AUGGCUCGUUCUAGCAAAGGUCGAUGGUUGGCAAAACCAUGCAGCAAAGUCGCAGCAGAAACUGAUAAUGGAGGAAAUUCGACAUCUUCUCCAGCGAACAAAGAGUCUUCCGCCACCAGUCCGAGAAGCUUGACUUCGACCAUGGUGUCUAGUCCAGUUUCCUCGGUGAAGCAUUUGAUUCCAUCCCUGUCAGCUCUGGCGGUGCCACCAUUUACACCCACAGCGGCUCUUUCUGCGUCUGAUAACUUGGAGGUGGAUGCUCCCCCACCCAUAUUUGCUUAUGAAAUGAAGAGCAAAGAUAAAGAGUGUUCACCGGGAUAUUGGCUGAUGGAAUCCGAAGGCAUACGACCAAUCCAGUUGCUUUUGAACCGGUUACAAUCAUGGCAAGUGCUGCUGAAACGAAUCUAUGAUCAUUUUGUGCUGUAUGCCACGGUCGAAAGUCAGGUCACGAAAUCCUACCAGAAAAUGGAUCAAGCCUUGUUCUUCAAGCAGCCCAACGAGGAGUCAUCAUCUUCGCAAAAUGGAUCGGACAAGGAUUUUCUGUUGCAUGAAAAUUUCUCGCCAAAGAUCGGUAUUCGUGCUGUGCUCGAAGCAUGGCAGCAUCAUCACCGAUCCAAUGCACGGCAGCAUUCGGAGCUGGAGAAUUUUCUACGGCUGAGAGCGCUUCCCAAGCUUGCCAUGAUGAAAAAGGAACUAAAACGCAUGAUUGGGUCUGUCCGAUGUGAUGAUCGCUUAACUCUCUCCACCCUUUGCAAGUUGAAGGAAGAAGCUGCCCGUCGCGUAGCUCGACUCAAUAAGCAGCUCACAUGGUUCGAUGAUCAUCCGCAUCUGGCUCACACUCAGCAGGAUCCCUGGUUGAUGAAUUCAUCGGUGGUGAAGCAGCUUACCAAGGUGUAUCAGCACGAAAACAAAAUCCAUGACACCGUGUUACGACUGCAGCGACAAGUACGCCGAUCGGAAGAAAAUAUAGUAGAAGAGAUGCGUCAGCUGUGCCUGGAGAUGGAUGAGCUGUACAAAGACAAGUGGCCAAGAAACUACUCUGGUAUCCGGUCAAUCAUGCAGUUAUUUGAUGGUAUUCAAAAGCAUGACGAUUGGUAUCAUUUCGUGGACCGGUGCAAAGACCAGUUGGUAUCCGAUCGUGCAGGGUUCCGUCAUCCCGAAAAAUUGCGCUAUCAGAAUCACAAUCACCCAUUGCUGCAACCUCUUUUUGCUGCACGUAUGGAACGCAAAUCGUCUGUGCUCCAGCAAUGGCAGGAACAUAUUUAUGUACUCACUCCUGCCGGGUUUUUGCACGAGUACAAGCAUGCCAAGAAUUACCCCGCGCGACCCGAUUGCUCUCGUUACGUGCCUCACUUUAAAGUGACUACCUUGUCAAACAAUUUACAAGAUAACCUCAUUUUCCGGCUUCAGCCUGGUACAGUCUCACACGCUACGGACGGAAGCAUACCGAUUCUGGCCAAUGAAUGGAUUUCAACCGCACCGAGUAUCAUGAACAAAGCCAGCCCUAACCGAGGAUUGACCUUGCGAGCGCAAUCCGCGGAACAUAUGCAAGUAUGGCUAAGCCAUCUCUUUCGCUUGUCUGAUGUAUCGACUGCCCAUCGGCCAAUCCGAGCCCUUCCCAUGCGAUCUCACACGACACCUUCCAUCGUUUCUUCUGAUCAAGCCACUGCAAGAAGCUCCAAAGAAACGAACCGUUACAUCAGUCCUGGAGGGUCUUUGAACCCAUCCGUCAUGUUCUCUUCCACCAGACUAGCACCCAACGUUCCCGAUUCGCCCCGAACAGGCCAAAUGCGAAAAGUAUUGCUGGAUAUGAUAAAUGAAAAUGCAUCUUUAGACAGUAAAUGA
This is a messenger RNA of Radiomyces spectabilis, 1845 nucleotides long. RefSeq lists its product as uncharacterized. The record is from RefSeq and is a predicted model, not a curated record. The transcript is spliced from 3 exons. The coding region runs from base 1 to 1845 and encodes 614 amino acids. NCBI's taxonomy places the organism in Eukaryota, Fungi, Mucoromycota, Mucoromycetes, Mucorales, Radiomycetaceae.